CAACAACAGCGUCAAAAACGCAGCAUUCUAAUUUCUACCGUAGUACUUGUUCUGUGCGGCGCAACAACUCUGAUAAGCCCACAUACUGCUCAGCUGAUCGUGGUUCGUGACAUUCUAUGUUCCGGAUGGGCCUUGGACUAGGAGAUCGUGCGGUGGCACUUUCGCCAGGAUAUAAAUUGGACACACCACUAUGUAUGGCUUCUUGAAUUCAGCACCCCUCAAUGUCCUAUCCGGUCUUAUCAGAGUUUGAUAUCGUUUUUGCUGGAGGUGGUACUACAGCUUGCGUUGUUGCGGGUCGCUUGGCAGCAUGCGAUCCCUCGCUCAGGAUCUUAAUUCUCGAAGGAGGCCAACACACCCUCAAUAAAGCUGCGCAUGUUCAGCCCUACCAAUAUUUCACCCAUCAGGCGCCGACGAGUACCACGAUGACAUUCAACAUUGGAAAUCCCUCACCGAAUCUCAAUGGUCGCGCACCAAUCGUCCACUGCGCCCAUUGUGUUGGUGGAGGCUCAAGUGUGAACUUUAUGAAUUACACUCGUUCGCCUGCCUCGGAUUUUGAUGAUUGGGGAGUUGAUGGUUGGGAAUCUAAGAACUUGAUUCCCCUCAUGAAGAAGCUGGAGACAUACGAGGUGCAGCCCGGUCGUCCAUCUCACGGGUACGAUGGACCUAUCAAGGUGUCCUCUGGUGGGUGUAAAAUGGGUAUCAGCGAAGACUUCAUCCGUGUUGGCACGAAGUAUCACAAGAGGCCAUUUUCCGACGACUCGAAUGAUUUAGAAACAUGCAACACUUACAGUCCAUGGUUCAAGUACAUCGACGGGACAACAGGAACGCGUUCCGACGCGGCCCAUCACUAUGUCUACAACCAAGCUCACAACAAGAAUUUACAAAUAUGGGUCGGCAAGCGCGUGAAGCGUGUUAUCUUCGAGAACCAGCGUGCCGUAGGUGUUGAGUUCACCAACGACCCAGUGUCUUGCCCGGAUGCGGAUCAAUCAUUGAGCACUGUGAGAGCAUCAAAGCUUGUUGUUAUCUCUGCUGGGGCUUUCGGUUCGCCGGCCAUCCUCGAGAGGUCUGGGAUUGGUGCCGAGGCGGUCCUCAAGCGGUGUGGCAUCGAACAAUUAGUGGAUUUGCCUGGCGUUGGAGAAAAUUAUCGAGAUCACAAUGGCGCCUUUGUUCCUUACUUCGCUUCUGACGAAUCUGUUACCAUGGACAGACUCUGGCGUGGGGAGGAGAAUGUUCUACAGGAGAACCUUGCGAAAUGGAAAAGUAAUAAAAAAUCACUUAUUGCCCAAAAUGGGAACGACGCGAAAAUCAAAUGGCGUCCUGAUGACGAAGAGCUGAAAUCUAUGGGUUCAGCUUUUGAACCGCGGUGGAAGGAGUUCUUCCAGGACCGCCCGGACAAGGCUGUUGCAAUAUUGACCAUCUUCGCAGGAUACCUUGGGUCAAGUGGACUUGCUCCUCGCAAUUAUGUGACUGCCGAAAUUAUUGCACUUUACCCCGUAUCAGUCGGCAGUGUUCACAUCAAAUUGGGAGAGAACGGCAAGGAAGAAAUCGACUUCACUUCAGGCUUCUUAGACGAUCCAUCCGAUAUUGUACCUCUUAACUUUGGGUACAAAAAGCUGCGCGAAAUCUAUCGACGCAUGCCUUCCUACCGAGGUGAAAUCGCUGCCUUCCAUCCUCGUUUUCCAGAGGGAAGCGCUGCAGUUUGUGGAGAAGCGACCGGGCCAGUGGACUUGGAUGCGCCUGACAUCAUCUACACUGCAGAAGAUGACGAGGCAGUUGAACAAUUUCACCGUGACUACAUGCAAACGACAUGGCACUCGCUCGGGACUUGUGCCAUGAAGCCGAGGGCAGAUCAAGGAGCCGUCGACGCUCGGCUAAACAUCUAUGGUGUGACCAAUCUCAAGAUUGCAGACUUGUCUAUCGUGCCAGUGAAUGUUGGUACGAACACUUAUUCGACGGCGCUCCUCAUUGGAGAGAAGGCUGCGAUGAUCAUCGCUGAAGACUUGGGUAUUGGUAGCAGAUCAUAAAGGUCGUUGUGGGAAACUGCUCAAGCGCGUCUUUGCGGUGCUUUUAUUUGGCUUUUACCUUUCGUGAUGUGCAUGCUGAUUGAUCAUUGCUAUCUCGAGGGAUACAUAGACAAUAUGUACUAGUAUGCUGCAGAAUAAAUUUUAUGCACGUAGUUGUAUAUA
Molecule: messenger RNA, 2186 nt
Organism: Suillus clintonianus
Lineage: Eukaryota; Fungi; Basidiomycota; Agaricomycetes; Boletales; Suillaceae
Product: GMC oxidoreductase-domain-containing protein
Exons: 16
Coding region: 222-2024 (600 amino acids)
Molecular function (GO): flavin adenine dinucleotide binding; oxidoreductase activity, acting on CH-OH group of donors
Source: RefSeq, a predicted model, not a curated record